This is a messenger RNA of Penaeus monodon (black tiger shrimp), 953 nucleotides long. RefSeq lists its product as uncharacterized. The record is from RefSeq and is a predicted model, not a curated record. Lineage: Eukaryota; Metazoa; Arthropoda; Malacostraca; Decapoda; Penaeidae. The coding region runs from base 297 to 785 and encodes 162 amino acids. The transcript has 4 exons.
CGAUGUGUUUCUAAGUUGCAACUCAUCGAAGGCUGGGCUACGAAAAUUGAAGUGGUGCUGCCACAUCAUGCCUCUGAAAGGGGAGAAAUUAAACCGUAACUAUCCAUAAGUGAACGCCUAACACUUCCUUAAUAUGUGUAUAAGUGGAAUAUAAGUGUAUGAUUUAUGGUCUCCAAACACCUGUAAAGUUAACACCUGCGAUCGCCGCCCCUUAGAAUUUGUAAAAGCGCAGUUGGGGCCUACAACCCCGAGCGCAUCGUUCCUCGGGCUGAAGGGAUAGCCAGGGAUACUCAAAGAUGCGCUUUUAUCUGCCGGUGUUGGUUGCCGCGGCCGCGCUGGGAUGCGUGAGUGAAGCGAAGGUCGUGCCUUGGAAGCUGCCGGAGCCUCGCCUGUCCCUCGUCAGCGGCAGAGUCAGCGCUGUUCUGAACGGACCGAAGACUAUGAAGCGCGCGACCUUCCUCAUGGCCGUAAACAGGCGGGUGACCUUCAGGAGACCUCAGCACAAACUCCGACUUUUGUGUCAGCUGAAUGAGGACGGAGGCAAAAGCUGCUCGGGCACAGGAGGACCAACCGUCUCACCCCAUGACGUUAUUUAUUACGGCAUGAAAGUCAAACUCUCACGCAGAAAGUCGACUCGUUUUAAGAAUAAGAAAUGGUCGCCGCCAGUAACGACCUCGACGACAACGGCAACGCAUGAAACGACCGGAGUGACGACCCUCCCCCCCGGCUGGGUGUCUGCCAUAACGAUGAGUUUUGGAAAGGCGUACGACCUGCCGACUCCUUGAGCUGGGCGCGGGUUCGGUGCCAUGGCCGUGGUGUCGAACGGAUAAAAGAUUACGAAUUUCUCCCUUAUCGGGGUAUAAUAGGUGUGGAAAGAUAUAAGGGGCAAUUCCCAGCGUUUUUUCACCUUUAAUGUCGGGUCUUGUCUUUCAUUAAAUUGGAUCGUUGGCUGA